GUUUUAACUUUUAGGUUAUGUUACUAUGUAUUACAGUUGUAAUUGCCGGUGAACGGUGUGCUACGUAUAAAUCACUUGUUUAUUUAUGUAAAAUAGUGUCCAAAGUUUAUAUUAUUCACUAUUUGUUGUUUACUGGGAUAUAACACAGUAUUGUUUUUAAUUGUGACAAUGGACGAAUUGCCAUUCAGGCUGAAAGGUUGGUCAUACAAAGAAUUUCUCGAAGAAAUCGAACAAGUUGACAUACCUUCUGAUCAAGAGUCGACUCUGGCAGAGGAUUAUGAAGAACCGGAGCUUCUACAGCAAACUUUGCAAGAUGAAAUCUUACUUUCAGAGGAUUCUGAUAAACCGAACGACGAUGAAGAUGACAUAUCACUUUCCAUUUUACGUCAACAAAUCAUCAGAGACCGGCCGGGUGUACAAGAAUUCCGUCCACCAGUUUGAAAAAAAAUGGUUGGGU
This is a messenger RNA of Acanthoscelides obtectus, 457 nucleotides long. The record is from the annotation of a GenBank genome assembly. Lineage: Eukaryota; Metazoa; Arthropoda; Insecta; Coleoptera; Chrysomelidae.